Molecule: messenger RNA, 2401 nt
Organism: Zootermopsis nevadensis
Lineage: Eukaryota; Metazoa; Arthropoda; Insecta; Blattodea; Termopsidae
Product: clavesin-2
Cellular component (GO): membrane
Molecular function (GO): phosphatidylinositol bisphosphate binding
Source: RefSeq, a predicted model, not a curated record
CAAUGGACCGGCCCCUUGAGGCGUGGUGAUACCGAAGAAAAGAAGUGAGUUGUUGAAUCACAAACACCGUUACCAGCAUUCCAUCUGAGACUGACCCAGACUACACUCACCCAGCCAACAGGCCGUUGUCAUACUAACAGCAAAGUAGCACGUAAGAACAGAAAAAUGCCACAGUGGGUAAACGGCCCAGACAAGUACGAGUGCAAGUUACCUCAAGAGACACAGCUGAUGGCCUUCGAGGAACUUCGAGAAACAAAACAUGCCAGAGAUGAGUCCCUCGAGCAGAUGAGGGACUGGAUCAGAAAGAACCCGAGAAUUGCCAACUGUCGUCUUGAUGCUCGUUUCUUACUGCGAUUCCUGCGAACAAAGAAGUUCAGUGUCAUGCUGGCACAAGAAGCCCUGGAGCGUUACCUGCUUCUGAGACAAGCUUUUGCACCUGCUUUCAGAACUCUUGACUACACAGACCACACAAUGAAUGAGCUUAUUUCUAAUGGUUACCUGUUCCCUGUGCCCCAGAGGGAUCAUCUUGGACGUCGACUGAUUAUAGGAAUUGCAUCGGUAUUUGACCCCUACAAAUACACCAAUGCAGAUAUGCUGCGCGUACAUGGUAUCACUUACGAGACCCUAAUGGAGGAUGAGAUGAACCAAAUACAUGGCUACAUACACUUCGCAGAUGGGGCUGGAGUCGGGUUUCAUUACCUCACUCUCUUCACACCUAAAGAGGCUGCACGAAUCGUUAAGAAUGGAGAGCGAACACUACCAAUGCGUCAUAAGGAGGGACAUGGCAUUAAUGUUCAUCCAUCCCUUAAGUUUGCUGUUGACUUCGGUUUUUCACUCAUCCCAGAGAAGUAUAGGAAACGUAUCAAGAUUUACACCUGCAUAGAAGAUGCUCUAAAAAUUCUGGAUCCAAAAAUUAUGCCAAAAGAGUAUGGCGGUGUUAUGCCCAUGGCAGAGAUGAUUGCUCUGUGGAAAAAAGAGCUACAGGCAUCCAGAGGAAUACUACUGUCUAAUGACAAGAUGGAGGUGCAUCUCGAUAUGUACAGCGCAAAGGCACGCGAAGGAGCAGUAUCAGCUCUGAAAGAAGGUUUCACAUGCAAGAAGAACAGUGACAUGCUGGGAAUCAUGGGAAGCUUCCGUAAACUGGAGGUUGACUAACCUCACAAAGAAACUGACUCAUAAAAUUGUGAUUGUGCUUGUCCUGCACUGCACUUCAAGAGAAAUCCUCACCCAUUUACAAGGUUGAAAUUCUGUCAACUGGUUAAGAACUAAAUGACAGUGAAUGUGUUCACAACUGAAAUCAUAUCAGACUAUAAGAACAUGCUACAAGGAACACAAUUGGGGUGAAAGAGAACUAGGACAGAGAUGUAACAGUAAAUGCAGAAUGUGCACUGUAGCAGCUGGAUUUUAUCUCCAAUAUGUCUGUACUGCCUCCUGUAAUAUAGUUGAAUUUAUGCGCUGAUCAGUUUCCAUUUAAAGUAUGCAUAAUAUAUACAGAACUUUUAAUUCAAGGAAGUACCAAUUUAUAUGGUGAAUCCUAAAAAAUAAUAUGAACUAUAAUACGACAACACAAGUAAUGGCUGGCGAGGAACUACUGUUUUGGUGUUACAAAUUCAAAUCUUCCUUUACUAUCCUAUAAUGUUCCAUUAUUAUUACAGAUUUUAUAAAUAAUCUCAAAUAAUAACCAAUGAGUGUUCAAUCAAGUGGGCCACUAUCUUGUACAGAGGAGGAAAAUGUAACUAGUUGCACAGGGCCACAGAAAAAUGUCAAUGCAGUGUUCCCUCUUUUUCAACAGAGAUGAAACAAUUUCACAUUUUUAUCUCACUAUGUUUAUUUAAAGUACAUAGAUAUGAGCUUAAUCUAAGAUUUUACACAUAUUAUCUUACAUUUUCUUUUUGUUCACAUUUCAGUCACAGGGUAUUUUGAACAUUCUGUUUAGUGACGUACGAACACAGACCGUAAUGUCCAUAGGGACUCCGCUGUUUGCUAUAGGAAUGGAUAUAUCAGGAGUACUGGCAUCAAACUCAGCAACUUGUUUAUUACAAAAUAUUAUACAAAGACUUCUAAAAAUAGUCACCAGGGUUUGUUAAACAUUUCCUACACUCUUUAUAAGAUGUUACACCACCAUACCCCAUAAAACUUCUUUCUUAAUUAUAACCUAGCACCUGAAAUGGGGAUAACAUAUGUACAAAAGGCAGUCCUGCAUUGGCUUACACAAAUGGAAUUCUACAUUUAAUUAUUUCCAAAAAUUGAAAGGAAAUUCAAAGGAAAUACACUUAUUAUAAAAUUAAUCCUGACUCAUAACUAUAUUUCUGUGUAUCAAUUUUCUGUUAAUGGUAAGCUAUGUCAUUAAGAUGUUAUUUUUACUGUAAUGAUAAAAUAAAAUACAAACAAUGUGAUUACA